AUGGAAAGUUCGAGUUCAUCAGAUUCAUCAGAUUGGGAAACUGUUGCUGCUUUUGUGGUCCUCGAUGAAGACGAGAGAAACAAAAGGUCGACAAGAACAUGGGUCCAUGAUAUAAAUACCAAAAGAGAAGAGUUGGGUGAGUUUCGAAGGCUAGUUCAAGAGCUACGAAACGAUUCGAAACGUUUCCAUAUGUAUUUUAGAAUGACAAUAGAACAAUUUGAUUACAUACAUGAACUUAUUAAAAGUGAUAUAUACAAACGAAACACUCAACUUCGAAAAGCCAUAACUACUGAAGAAAGAUUAGCUGUUUGUUUAAGAUUUCUAGCCACAGGAAAUUCAUUUAGAAGCAUUGGCUUCAGUUAUAGAUUAGGAUUUAGCACUGUUCGUGAAAUCGUUCAAGAGGUUUGUCAAGCAAUAUGGAAGAGACUAGGGCCAAUUACAAUGCCACAACCGACGGAAGAAAUGUGGAAAACUAUUGCCUCAAGAUAUAAAGAAAUGUGGAAUUUUCCGAACUGCAUUGGUGCUAUUGACGGCAAGCACAUUAAUAUUCAGUGUCCGAUCAAUGCUGGAUCCACAUACUAUAAUUAUAAAGGCAGUCAUUCAAUUGUACUCCUAGCUUUAGUUGAUGCUGAUUAUAAAUUCAUUGCGAUUGACGUGGGAGCGUAUGGAAGAAACAGCGAUGGCGGUAUUUUGUCUAAUUCAAUAAUUGGAAAAAAACUACAGAGUAAGACGUUCAAUAUUCCAGAACCAGCCCCCAUAAUACAAAAUGGACAACCACAGCCAUAUGUCAUUGUUGGCGACGAAGCGUUUCCAUUGAAAACCUACCUACUUCGUCCAUAUAGCAGAAGUUAUUUAGAGGACAACGAGCCCAACAAAAUAUUUAACUACAGAUUGUCACGGGCCAGGCGUGUUGUGGAGAAUGCUUUUGGGAUCCUGGCUGCACGCUGGAGAUGUUUUCGAGGACCCUUAGAAAUUCAACCAGAGUUUGUAGAUAAAGUUGUACUCGCAUCAUGCUGCCUUCAUAACAUGUUGUGUGCAGAUAAUGCGUUUGAACCAGACACUGAAUCACUUCAACUUCUAGAAUCAGCUCUAUUAAAUAUAGAUUCGUUAAGAAGAAAUAGCACUCGCGAAGCAUUUCAAGUACGGGACUAUUUUAAAGAAUAUUUUAAUUCAAAUGUUGGUAGUUUAGUUUGGCAAAUUGAGAGUGUUCGUAAGGGAAAAAAACAAACUUAA
Messenger RNA from Macrosiphum euphorbiae (potato aphid), 1233 nucleotides. The record is from the annotation of a GenBank genome assembly. NCBI's taxonomy places the organism in Eukaryota, Metazoa, Arthropoda, Insecta, Hemiptera, Aphididae.